UGGCUGCCUGCUUCUGUGCCUGCCUGCAUUAUUUUGCAAGGCUGCUGGGAGUUUUUAAGCUGUGUGAGAAUCCUGGGAGUUGGUGAUGUCAGACUGGUUGGGUCAUUUGAAGGUUAGCAGCCUGGGAAGGGUUCAUGGAAAGUUCACUCGCAUAUAUUAAGCAAUUCAAUCUUUCAUUCUGUGUGACACAAGUAGUAGGAAGUGAGCUGUUCGCAGGCAGAAGGAUCUAUUCGCCGGCAAAGGGGGAUCCAGAGCUCUUAUCGAAGCCUGUUUUCUCUGCAAAACUUGGACGCUGCACAGGAUAUUUUUAAAAACACCUAUUCAGUGGAAGCCUAAGAGGCAAGAAGGCUCCUUUGAGGUUUUGAGGAAGAGAUGGAGGAGAACUGAAACUUGGAAAGCUCCCUGCUCCCCCCCUCCUAUUCUGCCGGAUUGGCUGAACAGGCUGGAAAAUGGUAAAUGAUCAUUUGGAUCAAUUACAGGCUUUUAGCUGUGUUGUCUGUCAUAAUUCAUGAUUCUGGUCUGGGAAAAAGACCAACAGCCUACGUGCCAAAAAGGGGGCAGAGUUUGAUGGAGUUGGAGGGACUUUCCUAUGCCAUUUUCCUCCACACCUAGCGGAAGGCACUUUUCCAGACCUACUGUGGAGGGGGAAUCAUGUUUGACUGCAUGGAUGUCCUAGCAGUAAGCCCUGGUCAAAUGCUGGAUUUCUACACUGCAAGUCCGUCUUCCUGCAUGCUCCAGGAGAAGGCUCUCAAAGCAUGCUUCAGUGGAUUGGCACAAACAGAAUGGCGCCACCGGCACAGUGCGCAAUCAAUUGAAACUCAGAGCACCAGUUCUGAAGAACUUGUUCCCAGCCCGCCUUCCCCGCUUCCUCCUCCUCGUGUUUACAAGCCCUGCUUCGUUUGUCAGGACAAAUCUUCUGGAUAUCACUAUGGCGUCAGUGCUUGUGAGGGAUGUAAGGGUUUUUUCCGCAGAAGCAUUCAGAAGAACAUGGUUUAUACAUGUCACCGAGAUAAGAACUGUGUUAUUAAUAAAGUCACUAGGAACCGCUGCCAGUACUGCAGACUACAGAAGUGCUUUGAAGUGGGAAUGUCCAAAGAAUCUGUCAGAAAUGACAGGAACAAAAAGAAGAAGGAGCCUUUAAAGCAGGAGUUUAUGGAGAAUUACGAAAUGACGGCAGAGUUGGAUGAUCUCACAGAGAAAAUCCGAAAAUCUCACCAGGAAACCUUCCCUUCUCUCUGCCAGCUGGGCAAAUACACUACGAACUCUAGCGCUGACCAUCGAGUUCGGCUGGACCUUGGGCUCUGGGACAAAUUCAGCGAACUUGCAACCAAGUGUAUUAUUAAGAUAGUGGAAUUUGCAAAACGGCUGCCUGGUUUUACAAGUUUGACAAUUGCAGACCAGAUCACACUACUUAAAGCUGCAUGCUUGGACAUCUUGAUCCUUAGAAUUUGCACAAGAUACACGCCCGAACAAGACACGAUGACGUUUUCCGACGGCCUUACACUGAACCGAACUCAGAUGCAUAACGCAGGAUUUGGUCCCUUGACAGAUCUUGUGUUCACGUUUGCCAAUCAGCUCCUGCCCUUGGAAAUGGAUGACACGGAAACUGGCCUGCUUAGUGCCAUCUGCUUAAUCUGUGGCGACCGCCAGGACCUCGAAGAACCAGCUAAGGUAGAUGAACUACAAGAGCCGUUGUUGGAGGCUCUCAAAAUAUACAUCAGAAAAAGAAGACCCAACAAGCCUCAUAUGUUUCCAAAGAUCUUAAUGAAAAUCACAGAUCUACGCAGUAUCAGUGCAAAAGGCGCUGAACGUGUUAUUACACUGAAAAUGGAAAUCCCUGGCUCUAUGCCGCCUCUUAUCCAAGAAAUGUUGGAAAACUCAGAAGGACACGAACCACUGACCCCAAGCUCAACCGGGACCACAACAGAGCACAGUCCUAGCAUCUCCCCAAGCUCCGUGGAUAACAGCAGUGUGAGUCAAUCCCCACUGGUGCAAUAAGAUGUUCUCCAGUGACAUUCCUUACAUUUUAUAGACAGGGAUGAGACGCAAGAAUAGUCUUUACUGCUGCUCAUUUUCUGGACUUAUAUAUAAACACACUAAAACCCAACACGGACCAAGAACUUUUCAUGUGUAUCCGUAUUAUGUGUACACACACACACAUACCCAAACAGAUGCCUUGCAGCUUAACUUGAAACCAUAAACUUUUGAAAUACUAAAUGAACUAGUUCAUGAAAUAAUAAACUAGUUAAGCUUCAAUUGUUUCUGCUGGAAAUCCAAGAUUGUACGGUGACAAGACAGAUCUCAGACAAGAGGUUAAAAUUAUGGUUUUUACCCAUUUCUGAUGACUUUGUACAUAAACAAAAUAUAUGGGCCUGUACUUUCUCUACUGGAUGUUUGGUGCUCUCCUUUUCUCUUACGUACAUGAAAUGACCCAGACAACAUGCUUACGAAAUGGACCGCUUACAUGUCCAGGUGAAAAAAAGUUCUAAGAGACAUUCUAAUUUGGUUAGGAUGAAAACUUGUCUUUGCUCUUUUUUUUUUAAUGGCCUUGGUUUGUAUUUCUUUCUUUCCCUGUAAAAGGAUACAAAGAAAUUCACUGCACUAGCAGAAGGAACUUCUGUAUACAUGUAACUGCCAGACCAGUUAUUUGGAUGUAAUUUGUUUUACUGUUAAUGUCACUUUAAAAUUUACAAGGGGGUUUGUUACUUGGCUGACUUCUCUACAUUUAAAAAUAAAUACUAAAUUUUUAACUUCAAUUGUAGCCUUCAAGGCAGAAACACUUUCCAGUGUUAAUGUGGGGGUUUUUGUUUUUGUUUUUGUUCACUUGUUCACAAGCUGUUAGGGGAAAAUUCGUGGGCUAAUAAUGACCAGGCAUACUCACUACCUCUGAAUUGGUGACACUAGUGAAAACAAAUAUGGAGAAACUGUCGUUCCCCGCCCCCAAGCCCCACAGUCCUCCUCUCUGGUAACAAGGGGCUGUCACUAGAAUACCCAAAAGCAGAGACUAGAAUCUGCCUCUUUGACUUUGUUAAUCACCAUAAAACAGAGUGGAAAAUGUGGUAGCGUGGUUACAAUUUUUAAGUGUCAGUUUCUUAGGUUUCAUUUUAAAGCACUAGUGAAUUUUUUUUAUAUAUUCUAGCAAGUCUGUGAUGUACUUUCACUGGCUCUGUUUGUACAUUGAGAUUGUUUAACAAUGCUUUCUAUGUUCAUAUACUGUUUACCUUUUUCCAUGGAAUCUCCUGGCAAAGAAUAAAAUAUAUUUAUUUUAAACCUGUGGUCAAAAACAGUGUCUUUUUAGUCCAAGCCCCCAAGCACAAGGAAAUGGUUUUUAUAUUUUUUUUAAUGUUUAAACUUCAUUUCAAAAAGCAGGUUUGCAGUUUGCAACCAUGACAGUUAAAAUGUGUGCUUUUGCACAGCUCCCUAGAACAUUUCUACAAGCCGGUCAGACAAAUACAUGACAUUUCAAUGAGUAAAAAAGAGCAUAAAACUGUCGGUGUAAGAACAAAAUGUUAAAAUGCCUACGCACAAUAAGAAAAAAACCAUCAAUUACAUCAUCACAUAAAAUAAGUCAAAUGUACAAAAA
Messenger RNA from Zootoca vivipara (common lizard), 3583 nucleotides. It is a transcript of the gene RARB, whose product is annotated as retinoic acid receptor beta. Lineage: Eukaryota; Metazoa; Chordata; Lepidosauria; Squamata; Lacertidae. Gene Ontology annotation, cellular component: nucleus; transcription regulator complex. Gene Ontology annotation, molecular function: zinc ion binding; nuclear receptor activity; nuclear glucocorticoid receptor binding. Gene Ontology annotation, biological process: retinoic acid receptor signaling pathway; cellular response to corticotropin-releasing hormone stimulus; regulation of transcription by RNA polymerase II. The record is from RefSeq and is a predicted model, not a curated record.